Molecule: messenger RNA, 1179 nt
Organism: Aspergillus mulundensis
Lineage: Eukaryota; Fungi; Ascomycota; Eurotiomycetes; Eurotiales; Aspergillaceae
Product: SDR family oxidoreductase
Exons: 4
Coding region: 1-1179 (392 amino acids)
Source: RefSeq, a predicted model, not a curated record
AUGGCCAACCGCAGCUCCGACCGUCCCAAGGUAGCGCUUGUCACGGGGGCAAAUGGCAUCAGCGGCCAUGCCCCUGGUCGAGCACCUGAUCCGGAGACCAGACACCGAGUGAGCUACUGGGUCGACCCCCGUGUCGAGUUUAUCGCGCUGGACUUUCUGGAGCCCCCGGGAGCCCUCGUGCGGAAGAUGCAAGCCAUCUGCAGUGAAGUCACCCACGCCUACUUCACUUCGUACAUCCAUAACGUCGACUUCUUCAAGCUGGCCGAGAAGAACGGUCCGUUGUUCCGGAACUUCCUGGAAGCCAUCGAUGCAGUGUGCCCUGGCUUGGAGCGGGUUUGUCUCCAGACUGGAGGGAAGCACUACGGCGUGCAGUUCCAAGAGCCCACUUCCCCCCUGCACGAGGACCUCCCUCGAUACCACGGCCCCGGCGCGGAGUCCAUCUUCUACUACCAGCAAGAGGACGACCUGUUCGAGAUCCAGAAGCGCAGAAACACCUGGCACUACAACAUCAUCCGCCCCUUUGGGAUCGUCGGCUUCACGCCCCAAUACGCCGGAAUGAACGAAGCCAUCCCAAUAGCCCAGUACUUCCUCAUCUGCCGCGCGCUCGGCGAAGCCCCACGCUGGCCGGGCCCCCGGGCCACCUACCACGCCCCGCAGGCAGCGUCCUACGCGCCGGGCAUCGCCGACCUGACCGUCUUCGCCACAACCACCCCGCACUGCGCAGACGAGGCAUUCAACCACGUCAACGGCGACGCCCUGAUCGCCAAGUUCCUCUGGCACCACCUGGGCGCGCUCUACAACGUGCCCGUCGCCGACGAUCCCGCCGCCGAUCCCGCCGCCGAUCCCGCCGCCGAUCCCGCCGCCGACCCCGUCGCCGACGCCGACGCCGACGACCAGUUCGACCUGGCGGCGUGGGCGCGGGACAAAGAGCCGGUCUGGGAGCGCAUCGUGGCGCAGUACGGCGGCUCGCGGGCCUCGUUCCGGGCUGAGGCGUUCGCGGCGAUCGCUUGGAUGUUUCGGCCGGCGGGGUUCACGACGCCCCUUGUGGGCUCGGUGCGCAAGGCGCGGAAGGCGGGCUGUGCGCGUGUGGACGAUUCGUAUGACAUGUGGACGCAGACGCUGCGGGCUUAUGAGAAUGCGGGCGUUUUGCCGGAUCAUCGGCUGUUUCAGCGGAGCUGA